CCUCUCUUCAGCGUUGGUCUCUGAUUUCCAGAGGUGGAGUGCAGAGGAUAGCAGAGAACCUAUGUGCCUAAUCUAAAAGUGGACGGAUUUAUCUUUCCUCCUGGAAAAUAUUUAGAAGAGAGAACACAAAGAAACUCCUUUUCUUCUGCCAACAAUAGAAAGAGCCUGAAAAGAAAGGCUUUCCUUGAUGCGAUUAUCUCUCAUAACUCCUCACCGGGCAUCUCGCUCUUUUUCUUUUUUAUAGCUUUUCCUUUCUAUUCUCAGUCCCUUAUCUCUGCCUCGCCCGCUUUAUCUGCUCCUUGAUGUCUCUGCCUCACUUUAUUUCCUCCCUUGCAGUGGCUGCAGAGAGACAGAGGACUGGGAAGAGGAGGAGAAGGAGGUCAGAGAGUAAGAGAAAGAGAGAGAGAGGACGAUGUGAUCGGUGAUUGGGUGUGGAUGUGGGUGUAGAGGAUAUGGACAAAGAGAAAGGUCGAGACUUGAAGCGAUGCGGCAGCUCGGGGCGUCGGUCUUCGCCCGCGAAGCGACAGCAGAGAGCGUUAUCUGGACGGAUCAGUAGCAGCACCAAGCCCAUCUCGCACCCAUCCUCCUCCCCCUCUGUUUUGAACGGUAGCAGUUGUGGUGGAGGAGGAGGAGGCGACGAGAGUGCGAUGGAGAGAUGGCAGAAAGAGAGAGCGAAGGCGUUCGUGUGGGGCUCGCGCAUCAAUAAAGAGGACGGCAGGACGGGCGAUGAAGGUGGCUGCUGUGGGUCCGAUAGAGGAGACUCACGUCUUUCACGCCCGCCCCUUUCUUCGAGUGGUACAGUCCGGUCAAAGGUUGAGGAUUGCAGUGCUGUGGAUCUUGCCAUGGUGCCUAGGAAAUUACGGUCUGCUAUGAACAAACGCAGCAGGCUAUCAGCAUCUCCUUCGUUGCUGGAUUCGAAGAACAAAUGUCGUGCCUCCAAUGGUAGCCACGUUCCCUGUGUUAAUGGCUCGAGGAGUUUUAAGAGAGACAUGCUAAAGGUACAAAUCACCAAAGAUGAGGAAGAAGCUGCUGAGACUUUGUCUGCAUUGGCUAGUAUGAUCCCUGAUGGCAGGCCAGUUAAGAUCAGUCAGGAAGGUAGAAUGUUGGAGGAAAACUCAGAGACAACAGCAACCAUCUUUUCUCAUUCAGAAGCAGCUUCAAAAGAAGAGAGUACUAAAAUUUUGCUUCCAAGCACCAGCUCUGCAGCGGCAAAACGCUCUUCUCACAUAGAGGAGUCCAUUGUAGAAACUGCAAAACCUGAGCCUUCUGUUUUGGAGCAGCCUGCUAUUACCGGUGUAAACCAACAAUUGGAUCCAGGAUCAAAUGGAACAGCUCAUCCUGAUUUACAAAGAACACCUCCAUCCAAGAAUGAACAGUCAAAAAAUGCAACUACAAGGGAUUCUUUGAAUUCAUUAAAUCUCUUGGAAUCUUUGAAUUCAUCAAAUCUCUUGGAAGCUCCUCUCUAUUCUUACUCUGAGAACAAAUCAGCACAAUUGGAUGCCCUUUCGGUGCACAAAUCAGAGAUUAAUCUUUGGCCGGUUGGAUCUGCCUCCUCGGAAAAACAUGUGCAGCCUUUCAAUCAGAAAACUGACAUUCUAACGCAUUACAUGCAUGGGGGAGAUACAGGUCAUGCUCCGCGACCUGGUAUGCCAAGCAGUGAUAAUGGACAUUUGACAAUGUGGUCUUCAACUAAAGCUGCUGCCUGGCGAGACUCUGCUGCAGGCGGGCGUAGAACUAGUUCAAACGGACUAAACUCAAAUGGAAGUGGUCUUCCAACUGAAAAGGUGUCAGCUGAUAGGAGGUCGUCAUGGAAAAGGUGUACUACCCAUGUGUAUAUAAGCCAUAUCAUUCAGAGCUAUCAGAACACUGAAAAAAGGCAUCAGUUUCUGCUCGUCACUAACCAAGCGAAAGCCAAAGAGGGAAUGAAUUCUGGCGUGCAAGCAUGCAAUGAAGCAACUAGGUUAAGUAGUCUGAACAGCAUGACAUCUGCUGGAACUAGUGGUUCCAUAAUGGAGAGUACAGAUGAAGCUACAACUCAAAUGUUAUCUGGCUCCUAUAUGCAGCAGCAACAGGGCUCAUAUCAUUCUCUUAUACCGUUCCCCUUCGCUCAUAGUCCUUACACUUCAUUAUGUCUGGACCAGCUCCCAGCCACAACGGCUCAACAGCUGCAGCUACCACAUCAUAUAGGUAACUCGCUCUAUGGAGGACCGCAAAUGGUUCUUGCUGGUGGCUCAACUAAACAUCAACAGCAGCAGCAGCAGCAGCAGAUAUUGCAGGCUCAAAUGGCCCAAUACAGACCGCCUCUUGGUAUUCCAACAUGGCAAACCAUGAGGCUGCAAGAUCCCUCCCUGCUUCCAUGUGCUCAGCUUUCCAGAGAGAUGAAGGUUAGGCCCUAUAAAUCUCCUAGUCCACAGCAGCAACAGCAUCUCUUGCCCAUUUCUUCAUCAUCCUUCUCCCUAAGAGCAAAGAAGCCACAUGGUGGUGGGUUUGGCUCUGAAGGUGCACCUCGAUUGCAGCUGCUCUGUAAUGCCCGGCGCAUGCGAAGAGAAUAGAAUUGGAUGGCUCAGAUUGGUUUCUUGUUUUAUUCAUUCAAAUAUUGACUGGAGCUUAUUGUGUUCUCCCCCUUCAUGGCCAACCAUGCAAAGUUCUCGACAAUAUUUGCUUCACCUAAAAUGGCAUUUCUAAACUUCCAUACAAGACUCGACGAAACUGAAGAUAUUGACCCAAAGGAUGGCGAUCAUAUUAUGUUGGCCAUGCCCUGCGUAGCAAAGCAGCACUCAUCAGUGGUGGGCCAGUAAUGCUAUUGCUUGAUACAUCUAGGAAGAACGGGGUUUCCUCGUAACAUAUUACAGAACUAACAAAACAGGCACUCCAGCCCUAAAGAAUAGAGGAGGAGUGACAUGCAGGGAUAUACUGGAAUCAAAAGCGAGGCAGGUCCUUUUAGCUUGCUAUGGUUCUUUAUGUAUGAGUUGUCAUACGUUUACAAACUGAAUACUCCUGUCUGUAAAAUUUAUGUUGAUGAUUAGGACUUAAAAAUGGUUUCGUCUGCAGUAUAAAGUGCAGUGUGUGAAAGAUGUCUUGAAGGUGAUGGAACGCAGCUCUGUCAGGUUGUUUUUGGUUCAUGUUGGAUCUCGGGCAAUGGAAGCUGCUAAAAUUGGGAGUGCAGAUUCUCUGUUACACAGGGUUCUCCUUGCUGUUUUGCCUAUGAGCUGCAGCGGAGGCAGAGAGAUCCGGUUAGUAUUUUCUCCCCACCGUUGCAGUGCAUGGGCCCUGGGACACGGAUUAUUUGCAUGCGUAUCAAGGACGGGAGCAGUUCAUGCAGAACAGAGUCGCACUCGCUUGAGGCAGCCUGUGUUGAUGAACAUAAUCAUAUCGAGCCAUUAUGUAUACAAAGUACUGGAUUGUUUCCGCUUGAUAUAUAAUCAACCUAGUGCACUGCACUGUUGUUUUGACA
This is a messenger RNA of Phoenix dactylifera (date palm), 3454 nucleotides long. The record is from RefSeq and is a predicted model, not a curated record. NCBI's taxonomy places the organism in Eukaryota, Viridiplantae, Streptophyta, Magnoliopsida, Arecales, Arecaceae.